Molecule: messenger RNA, 1479 nt
Organism: Cryptotermes secundus
Lineage: Eukaryota; Metazoa; Arthropoda; Insecta; Blattodea; Kalotermitidae
Product: medium-chain acyl-CoA ligase ACSF2, mitochondrial-like
Exons: 10
Biological process (GO): fatty acid metabolic process
Molecular function (GO): medium-chain fatty acid-CoA ligase activity
Source: RefSeq, a predicted model, not a curated record
AUGGAGAAGCUUAGCUAUUGGUACCAAUGUGGUUCAAAACCCCUGUCCCCUCUCACACUGGGACGAAUGAUAGACAUCGCAGGUGCACGCUGGGGGGACAAAGAAGCGUUCGUGUCUCUAUACCAAGGACAUCGUAUCACCUUCAGGGAAGCACGUGACGAGGCCGAUCGCCUUGCCGCAGGGCUCCUGCAGCUGGGUCUCAGCCCCGGAGACCGACUUGCAAUCUGGGGCCCUAACUCUAGCGAAUGGUUCAUCUCCAGAUUCGCCUCAGGUAGAGCAGGGCUUAUAGCGGUGCAAAUUGACCCCGCCUACCAGGGCCCACAGCUGCUGAGUAGUCUCAAUAAAGUGGGCGUUAAGGCGCUCAUCUGUUCAGAGUUCUACAAGACAAACAGCUGCUACCAGAUUGUGCGUACUGUAAUCCCUGAACUGGACAAGUGCCCGGAGUCCGGGAUCGAACUGAAGAGCUCUAAGGCUCCAGCACUCAAAGCACUGAUCCUCAUGAGCGAGAAACAGUACCGUGGCGCUUAUAAGUUCAGUGACGUCAUGGCUUCUGCACGUCAAGAAACUAUGAAGAUAAUUCAAGAAAUACAGACAAGGAUACAACCUGAUGAUGGAUGCUGCAUCCAGUUCUCGUCUGGAACAACCGGGCCGCCAAAAGCAGCCCUUUUGAGUCACCACAACCUGAUAAACAGCGCACUGCAGAUUGGCACGCGGUUAGAGCUGGAUAUAAAGGGCGCUAAGAUGGCCGUCACCGCUCAGUUCUGCCACACGUCAGGGAGUGUUCUGGGCAUAAUCUUAGGACUCUGUCAUGGUAUACCCUGCGUCAUAUUUGCACCUGUGUUCGACGCCAGAAAAACGUUGGAAGGGGUAAUACAGGAGAGAUGCACACACAUUUUUGCAAUACCAUCCGUGUACUUGGACAUGGUUUCUACGUCAAAAGACCUGGGUUUCAAGGUGACGACUCUCCAGGUAGCCACUUAUGGGGCAGCGCCAUGUUCUCAACAGUUGGCACGGCGGAUAAAGGAAACUCUCAACGUCAGAAGAUUGGUACCAGGUUAUGGGUUGACAGAAAUUUCCAUCGUGUUUUUGUCGAAACCCGAAGACACCCUAGAACAGAUGACGACAACAGUUGGUUUCGCUCAAGAUCAUAUCGAGGCUAAAGUUGUUGACAAAGAUGGACUCAUGGUUCCCAUGGGAACCCCUGGAGAGCUUUGGAUUCGAGGGUACAGCGUGAUGUUGGGAUACUGGGAUGACGAAGAGGAAACUCGUCAAUUCAUUGGUCCAGCUGGAUGGGUGAGAACUGGAUCACCAGUCUCAACGUACAAGCCAAGCUACCUUCACCGCCCAGGUGCUGAACCACUGUUUGCCCUCACAUUGGGGCAGUUAGCACAGAAAGCAGCAGAACAAUGGGGUGAGAAAGAAGCAUUAGUGUCAGUGUAUGAGGAGCAACACUACACUUUCAGAGAAAUGCUAGAAAAG